UGCCAUUCACUGCAUCCUCCAUCCUGUGAUCACAGAUGUGCUUGCAGGAGGGGAAACAGUGACAUACUCCUUAGUUCCUCGUCCUGUGUUCAAUGCAAUGUCAACCUUAGUUCAAGAUUGUGUAAUCGAGUGCGCAGCACAAGCCAUAUGUGCAGCUCCUACAGAGGUUGAUAGGCAGCGCAAGCGACAACAGGGUUGGGAUCUCGUCGCCGCAGAGUGUAAGAAGAGCUAUGUAGAGGAGGAGGAGGACAGUAAUGAUCGUAAUCAUCAACAAACCAAACUUGCUGUGGCCAUGUUCAGAGGGGAUAGCGGUUCAGAGAAAGUAACAAAGCACGAUGUGAAAGCAGAGGAUUUAAUCCUGCAGUGGACGCUCCAGAACUCGUCUCAUUCCGCUGGCCAGGAAGAGAAUCCUACCCCCAGCAAAGCCGUGGAGAGAAAAUUUGAGAGGUCAUUUGUUUAUGAUGGUGACAACAGAGAAAACCCUGUUAUCAUGUCGCAACAUUUUCGCACAUUUGAUGGCAGACGGCAGGGUGAGGGAGAGGAGGCAUUUGAUGCACAAGUAGACAUGGAAAGUUUCGACAUCUUCAACGAGAAACUUGUUGCAGAUGCGUACAUCGACGAGGACUUUUGCAAGAUUCCGGAGUCAAAGGACAGUAGUGAAGCAAGAUGGUGUCAUGCCGUGCUGAGGUUGGCAAGACACUACAGUGAGCCGCAUCCCGCUUUACAUAUCGUUGAUGGAUCGGCGUCCCCCGAUGGAAAGUUAAUGCAACUAGCAGUCUCAUCACUCAUGAGAACAUGUCAGGCGGGGAAUAACUUUUUCUGUGGUGGGAAGUUAUGGUUUGUGCUGGUAAAUAAAGAGGCUGUUAUGUGUACAUACGAAGGAUGAGGCUAUAACCUGGGUUGUGUAGUUGCUGGAGCAGUUGCUCGUGCUGAUGGUCAUGAUGUCCACCCUGGUUUGUCAAAUGCUACAGCUAUCUUGUCUACUAUCUCCAGAAAUCUACGGCCCGGUGCAGGGUAGUUGAUCAUUUUGUCCUUGACAAGGAUUACAAAGAUCACGCAUAAUAAAUUAGUAGAAACUUU
Messenger RNA from Chara braunii, 1080 nucleotides. The record is from the annotation of a GenBank genome assembly. Lineage: Eukaryota; Viridiplantae; Streptophyta; Charophyceae; Charales; Characeae.